Malassezia globosa CBS 7966 is the source of this 2175-nucleotide messenger RNA. RefSeq lists its product as uncharacterized. Gene Ontology annotation, molecular function: protein binding. The transcript has a single exon. Lineage: Eukaryota; Fungi; Basidiomycota; Malasseziomycetes; Malasseziales; Malasseziaceae. The record is from RefSeq and is a predicted model, not a curated record. The coding region runs from base 1 to 2175 and encodes 724 amino acids.
AUGUCGAACCUGCCAGAUCUGCCGUCAGGUUUUGGACGUGAUUCGGCCUACCCGCCCAUGCCUUCACGCAUACCAGAAGCAGCACACAAUGCUGCCAGAAAUCGAAUAUCUAUGGCCCCUCGCCCUGCCUUUAUGUCUGCACCAUCCUCAGAUGCCGAGGGAGGCGCGGCGAACCUGCCGCAUUCCAUGUCGCACGAUGAUCUCGAUCAAGCAGAGGCCAUUUUCACCGUUGGGGAUGCAAGUCCUGUGACAGGUCCGGCGCAUAAGCACGUUUCGCCAGAGCGCCGUCCACUCCGCCGCCCGAAAAGUCAUCAGCCACUGAGCACACAACCUGCAUAUCGACCAACACAGGACCCUGCAGCCAUACGGCAGUCAUUCGGUGCCACACCUAUGGGACGGACACACUCAGACCGACCUCUGUUCGCGUCUGAACAAGCACACGCACAAGCACAUGCCGAAGCGGAAGCUAAAGCGCGUGCAGUGCAAGAACGAGCCAAGGCCGAAGCCGAGGCAAGAGCCGAAGCAGAGGAACGAGCCGCACAUGCAGCGCGAGCAUCUACUUCCCAAAGAGACACAGCUGAAGCUCGCGCCUCCGAACUACAGCAUGCUCGAAUGCAAAUGGCGACGAAGGCCACCGCAUCACAAGCUCAGCACUCGCUUGUCACUAAAUCCGCUGAUACGAGUGCUUCCCAAUCAACACCCAUGUUACCUGCGAUUCGCGUGUCUUUGCCCGAUGUUCAGUCACUUGAACAACAGCGACUGCGAGUCAACGAGUCGGACAACGACCUCGAUAAGCUUCGUUGGGCUGUCCAGGUGCUCAAGUACGUUGAGCGCAUGCGGAUUAGUGGCACGGAGCUUGAGGACCCUGUGACGACAUGGAUUGAAGAGGCUAUUACGCAAAUCGUGCAGUGUGCAUCACACCCGCAGCCCAAGGCAGAGGCAUUGUAUGCGCGAGGUGAUUUGUUGGCAAGUGGUGCAUUUCCAGCGUAUGUCGCGAAGGAUCUUCGUUCUGCCUUUAGUGACUUUGAGCGUUCCGCACGCAUGGGCUGGGCACCUAGCUGGUUUCGCAUUGGCCGCGACUAUGAGACGCUUGGUGACAUUGCACGCGCCCGCACGGCUUACGGUCGUGGCUUACAGCGAAGUGACGUCGGAUGCAUGUAUAGGAUGGGCAUGGCUAAAGUCAUGGGUCAACUUGAGGUGCCACAAGACUUACAUGAGGGCAUCUCAUUACUGCAAGCAUCAGCAGAUGCAUCCACUGUUGAUACUCCCCAUCCUGCGUAUGUCUAUGGACUCAUCUUGGCCGGGGAACUUUCGACCAUACCGAUACCCAUCGAGGCGUUUGCUACGCCAGACAAUCCAUCCCCAACACGCGCGUCACUUAUGCCGCUCGGCCGCGAGUACCUGCAACGAGCAGCAUAUCUCAACUUGCCAGCAGCGCAGUCCAAGUGUGGCUGGUGCUAUGAACAUGCCCAACUCAGUUUCCCAUUCGACCCGUUGAUGAGUGUGCAGUACUAUAGUGCGGCUAGUCAGGGUGGCGAGCCGGAGGCCGAUAUGGCUCUCAGCAAAUGGUUCCUGUGCGGUGCUGAAGGCUGUUUCGAUAAAAAUGAGUCACUUGCAUGGACCUUUGCUGAACGUGCGGCCAAACAUCAUCUGCCAACGGCUGAAUUCGCAAUGGGCUACUACCUCGAGGUCGGGAUUGGCGUGCCAAUCGACUUGGAGGCAGCUCGUAUUUGGUACGGGAAAGCGUCAGCGCAGGGCAACUCAGACGCUGCUGAGCGCCUUGCUGCUUUGCAGGCGUCGCAGUCGGAGGCACUGUCUCGUGCGCAGCAUCAAGCGCAUCUACAUGAACGCUUGUAUUCGGCACACCAACGAGCACGCAAAGUCUCAGGUGGAAGUCAGCAUAACGGUGGCGCCGAGCCGACUGGUUCUGGCCCUUCUGGCAGUAGCGGAAGCAGUGGCACUGAACUUGCACGGCGACGGACAAUGCUUAUGGAUGAGGAUAGUGCCCAGCGACGACGCACGACGCCCGUGCCGGCGCACUCACGAACCUCAGGCGCUACUUCGCAUGGCAUGCUGCCGACACCAACAGCCACAUCGCGUCCAAGCAAAGGCCCACAAACUUUCAGCGAAAUGGGAUACCACCCGAAACAUGAUAAAGAAUGCACUAUAUGCUAG